GACGUCACCGGGCGCGAUGACGCAGAGCGGGGAGCGACGGCGGGGCCCGCAGUCGGGGCCGGACAUGGCGGCGCGGCCCGGCCCGCGGGAAGAUGAAUAAGGGCUGGCUGGAGCUGGAGAGCGACCCCGGUCUUUUCACACUCCUGGUUGAAGACUUUGGGGUCAAGGGAGUGCAGGUAGAGGAGAUUUAUGAUCUGCAGAGCAAAUGCCAAGGCCCCGUGUAUGGGUUCAUCUUCCUGUUCAAGUGGAUUGAGGAGCGCCGCUCCCGCCGCAAGGUCUCCACGCUGGUGGACGAGACGUCGGUGAUCGACGAUGACAUCGUCAAUAACAUGUUCUUUGCUCACCAGCUGAUCCCCAAUUCCUGUGCCACCCAUGCCCUGCUGAGCGUCCUCCUGAACUGCAACAAUGUUGACCUGGGCCCCACCUUGAGCCGCAUGAAGGAUUUCACCAAAGGCUUUAGCCCUGAGAGCAAAGGCUAUGCCAUUGGCAAUGCUCCGGAGCUGGCCAAGGCCCACAACAGCCAUGCCAGGCCAGAGCCACGGCACUUGCCGGAGAAGCAGAAUGGCAUCAGCGCUGUGCGGACCAUGGAGGCUUUUCAUUUUGUCAGCUACGUCCCCAUCAAGGGGCGGCUCUUUGAGCUCGACGGGCUGAAGGUCUAUCCCAUUGACCACGGGCCUUGGGCAGAUGACGAGGAAUGGACGGACAAAGCCAGGAGAGUGAUCAUGGAGCGCAUUGGCCUGGCCACUGCAGGGGAGCCGUACCAUGACAUCCGCUUCAACCUGAUGGCCGUGGUGCCUGACCGGAGGAUGAAGUACGAGUCCAAACUGCACAUCCUGAAGAUGAACCGCCAGACUGUGCUGGAGGCCUUGCAGCAGCUUAUCCGAGUAACUCAGCCUGAGCUGAUCCAGACCCAGAAGUCUCAGGAGUCUCAGCCUGGUGAAGAGGCAAAGCCAGCCAGCAGCAAGACCGUGACUCCAGAGAGCACUCAUCCAGAUGGCAGCGAUGAAGCCACCAGCCAGGGCCACCCCACGGCCACGCAGAGCCCACCCAGCAAAUCCAAACCAGUGCCAAAGACAGCAGUGAGCGGCAUCAACGGGGCCCCUCCAGUGAACCCCAACCCCAUUGUGCAGAGAUUGCCAGCCUUCCUGGAUAACCACAACUAUGCCAAGUCCCCCAUGCAGGAGGAAGAAGACCUUGCAGCAGGAGUGGGUCGCAACCGGGUCCCAGUCCGACAGCACCAGCAGUACUCAGAUGAUGAAGAUGACUAUGAUGAUGAUGAUGAGGAGGAAGUUCGUAACAGCAACUCAGCCAUCAGGUACAAGAGGAAAGGGCAAGUGAAGCAAGAGCACAUGGCAGGGGCCGCAGAUGGCCAGCUCUCUGUCCUGCAGCCCAACACCAUCAAUGUCUUGGCUGAGAAGCUGAAGGAAUCUCAAAAGGAUCUUUCCGUUCCCCUGUCCAUCAAGACGAGCGGCGGGGGUGCCGCCGUGGCAGUGGUCACGCACUCCCAGCCCUCCCCCACGCCCAGCAACGAGAGCACGGACACGGCCUCCGAGAUCGGCAGCGCCUUCAACUCACCACUGCGCUCCCCCAUCCGCUCGGCCAACCCCACACGCCCCUCCAGCCCUGUCACCUCGCACAUCUCCAAGGUGCUGUUCGGUGAGGAGGACGGGCUGCUGCGCCUCGACUGCAUGCGCUACAACCGCGCUGUCAGGGACCUGGGGCCCAUCGUCAGCUCCGGCCUGCUGCACCUCACUGAGGACGGCGUGUUCUGCCCGCUGGCUGCUGCAGAUGGGAAAAACUCCCCCUCUUCCAUCAAACCCGGUGAAGAGGCCCCGGUUGUGAUCAAACUGGAGGAGAAGGAGGGCAGUGAGGCCAGUGACAGCAAAGAGAAGGUGGGACUUGGCAGGACCAGUGAUCACCCUGGGGGGGAAAAGUAUUCUCCCAAGGAGCUGCUGGCUCUGCUCAAGUGCGUGGAAGCAGAGAUUGCAAACUAUGAGGCCUGCCUGAAGGAGGAGGUAGAGAAGAGGAAGAAAUUCAAGAUCGAUGACCAGAGGAGAACCCACAACUAUGAUGAGUUCAUCUGUACCUUCAUAUCCAUGCUGGCCCAGGAAGGCAUGCUGGCCAGCCUGGUGGAGCAGAACAUCUCGGUGCGCCGGCGGCAGGGAGUCAGCAUCGGCCGCCUGCACAAGCAGAGGAAGCCGGACCGCCGGAAACGCUCCCGCCCCUACAAAGCCAAGCGCCAGUAGCCAGGGAGCCAAGUCUGGGAAACAUCAGUUGGGCUUUGUGGCUUUGGGCACUGGCACUUAGAUCUAUGUUACUUUUUGCCCAAGGAAGAGGGACCACAGUGACAAGCCCUCUGCCCAGGUGGAGCCUGGGGACAAAGAGAAAUCGGGUUUUUCUCUGCGCCUAAGCUGUGAAAGGCAAGAACCUGUCUGGAGGAGUCCCUGCAGCAGAAAGGAGUCUGGAGUGCUCAGCUGCCUGACCAUGCCAUGGCAGCAGCCAGACUUUGUCACCUCUGUCUCAGUGCCCUGGCUGAGGACUGUGACCAAAGGGAAAGAGCCCACCCAGCUGUGGAUGGGUCUGGCCUCAUGGGAACGCUGGCAAUGCCCAUGUGAGGCUGUGCUGGCCGCAGCUGGCUGUGGCUUUUGUCCUCCUGUGUCCAGCCCUUCAGCUCUGUACUUCCCUGGGAUGUUCUUGUUCCUGUUUUCAUGAUGUUCAUGUUUUCUAUCCUUCUCCCUCCUUUCCCCAAACUAAUUUUUGGUCCUAACCCAGACUCUGGCCAUUCUUAGCAAGGUGGCUCCAGGACAGAGCCACUUCUGCACCGACCCCACACUGCACUGCCCAGUGCCUGGUGCUGGCUGAGCCUCUGGGGAUGGUGACACCUUUCCCAUGUAGCUUGGCUUCCCAGAGGGCCAUGGCAGCUCUGUUGCUGGAUGAGGGUGGGGUAGGCUCAUCAGUAGAGCUGGGCCUUGUCCCCAGCCCUCUGUGGCAGUGCUGGGAGUGGCCUGUGCCUCUUGCUGUCUUGGCUGCUCUCCCUGGGACUAGCUCUGUGGCCCUGGCAAUGCCUAUGGGUCACACAGCAUUGCAGCAGGUCCAGGCCCCAAAAAAACCCUGUGAAUUGUGAACAGACCAGGUGCAUAUAGUGGCCUAGGUGGUGCUGGGCAUGGCACGAGGGUGGACUCUGGCUGUGGCUUGGUAAAGCCGCUUGGCAGGGGAAGAUGUGCCUGGUUGCUGUAAUGGUGGAGGCGGGAUGGGGGCAGCAGCAGAGGGAGCCCACAUCUCUUGCCCCUGGCCGGCUGCUAACCAGAGUAGGUUGGUACAGCCUGGCUGCCUCCUGCCAGCCCCCAGGAGCCUGGCAGAAAUCUGAGAUAUCAGAGGUGGGCACUGUUCCUCAACACUGUCCUGGGGUGGAGCUGCCGCAGGAGAGGACUGAAUUUUUUCAGUAUGUGUGCAGAUCUUGACUAUGAAACAGUUCUUUUGGUAUUUGUUGAAGGAAAGAAAAUCCUUCUGUCUCUUGCUGUGUCUAAUAUCAAGUGCUGUAAAUAAUGGAUCUGUCUGAAGGAAUAAAGCUAUCCUGUAAUGGCCA
This is a messenger RNA of Serinus canaria (Common canary), 3586 nucleotides long. RefSeq names its product BRCA1 associated protein 1 (gene BAP1). NCBI's taxonomy places the organism in Eukaryota, Metazoa, Chordata, Aves, Passeriformes, Fringillidae. The record is from RefSeq and is a predicted model, not a curated record. Gene Ontology annotation, molecular function: cysteine-type deubiquitinase activity. Gene Ontology annotation, biological process: protein deubiquitination; ubiquitin-dependent protein catabolic process. Gene Ontology annotation, cellular component: cytoplasm. The transcript is spliced from 17 exons. The coding region runs from base 93 to 2246 and encodes 717 amino acids.